GAUAUCGUAUGCAUUUGAUUAUGACCCAUACUCUUCAUCCUUGUCAAAUAGAUGCACUGCCAGGAUAUGUUCUGCAACGACCUGAAGGAAUUUCACUGGACCAGGUAUUCGAUCAAGCCCCAGAUUCGCGUGUACCGCCAUUGGCUGAGAGAUGGGAUGGUAGCGAUGUGACCUUCGGAAAGUUCCUAGGAGAUACGUUCAAGCAGUACUACGAAUGGUCUACCAUGGACAAGGGAGCCAUAGAGAAGAAGAUGGAACAUGUCAUGUAG
Molecule: messenger RNA, 269 nt
Organism: Sphaeroforma arctica JP610
Lineage: Eukaryota; Ichthyosporea; Ichthyophonida
Exons: 2
Source: RefSeq, a predicted model, not a curated record